AUAAACAGGGAAAAAUAGGCACUUUCAGACACAUUUCGUGACACACAGGGUUCUUUCGACAGGUUUGGAAACAGGGUUGGUUAUACUCUGACAAACCCCCGGGGGAAGAGGAUUAGUCGAUCUUCCGCCCAUAUUAAGACAGCAUGGCACGGACUAAACUGGGAACUAGGAGCCCUUUAAUGGAGGCAGCUGUGGGCUUUGCACUGGGAGCAGUGGGAGGCUCCAUACUCGGAGCCACAGAGGACCCAGUGGAAAAGACGUUGUUACUGAUGACUGCAGCCGGUCCAUUGAAACCAGUGGUGGAUGAAGUCAGGACAGUGGGCGCUCUGGGUUUGGGGUCCCUGAUUGGAGCCUCAGCACUGGCCACGGCAAUGACUGCAGCAGUCGCUGGUGUGAUUCUGGCAGCAGCGGUAGCUUCAGUGUUUGUGGGCACGCAUAGCUGUGGUACUUCCCACAAAGACUCUGUGACCUUGUGGGCAUCAGCAGGACUUGCCGGGGCCUUUGGGACCACUCUCAGUGGGGCUACACUAGGGGCCUCUAUCGAAUGGAUUGUGAACAAUUAUAGCAUGGUGGGCCUUCUGUGGGCGCUGAGCAUAUUCACUGUGCUCAAACCGCCUCUGCACUUUGCAUUUAAGCUCCUCUGGAAACAGGGAGAGGCCUGCUGCACUCUAAGAUCUAAAGACUGGGACAGUAGGAGGAAACAUACAGAGAUUAUAGAAUCAGAGCAGAGACAGAGAGUGGCUCUGCAGAUAGAGCAGAGGAUCCUGACACUGGAGAAGGGAGGCAGCGGGACGGAGGACACGACCACAUGGGUCACGGAGCGAAGGCAGAGAGAGGAAAUGGAGAGGAGGAAAACGGAGAAUGAAGAGGCAGAGAUGGAGCAAAGAACCAUGCAAGACUGGAUCAACACAGCGGUGGUCAAAUAUGUGGACUUCUUGGCUUUCUCAGGGAUUCCAAUGACAGUGGUUGCCAUAGUAACGACAGGGUUUGGGGUGUUUGGUUAUGGGGGGCACCAGUCUGUGUUUAUAGUUCUUCUGGCUUUGGUUGCAGGGAUAACUUAUUUGCUUCUGAAAUCCCCAGACUUUAAAUUCUGGAUGUUAAUAGGGUGCAUGGGAAUGCUGGCAACUUUCGUCAUUGCCAUGCUCACCCUACAUGCCGGUCAGGUGGUCCUAACAACUGCCAUGAAGAUGCGAGCAGCAGGGCAGAAUCACUCCAGACAAAACAUCAGCACUAGAAUGAACCGACAAUCCUCUCUGGAAGCUUUGAAUGCAGCUUUUUUUGCGGCAAAAUUAUGUGAGUUGGCUUUGGGGGCUGCAGUGGGGGGUCCACUGGUGAGGCGAGGAGCUGGAGAAGUGAAAGUCGUGGUUGGGGGAGCUUUGGUGGCGGGUGGUUUACUGGUUGGGGUGGAGCUUUUAGCCCCGGUGCUGGGAGAAGGGGGGAAAGCGGGGGCGUUGCUGGGGGUGGUGGGUGUAGCAGGGGUGUCUGUGGGUGCAGCAGCAGCUGUGGCUGGAAGGUGGUCAUCGUGGCCAGGAACAUUAGGAACAGCAGCAGGGCUGGUUAUUGGAGCAUUAGCGAUGGGGAAAUGGCAUAUUGUCAACAUUGGCCUGCAAGUGCCUGUGGCCUACGUCUUUGCAAUGACCAAUCCAUUUUAGCACAGCGCAUGUUCAGAUCCCAGAGGCCUCCCAGGAAAGACGUUGUCAGUGCAUGUGUUGCCAGAGUGUUAUUUGCACCUUUUGCCUGCUGAUUACUUUUUUUACAAUGAUAAAUCCCAUUUAGUGUCAAACUAAUAUGUGUAUAAAAGCCUGAUAAAGCUUCAUUGUUGUAUAAAAACUAAUUAAAAAAAACAAAACAUCAAUGAACCUCACUGUACAAAAAUAUACACGAGAGCACUAAUUUCUCAACCCGGCUCCCCACUCAGCUACAGUUGGCCCGUAUUUACAUCUUUAGUAGCAAACAAUGAGCUUGGGGGCCUAAGUGUCAUCAAAAACGGAAAGUAUUGAGAGACACAUCGUAGGUUUGGAAAUGGUUUUAAAUGACAAAAGUAAAUAACACCACAAUGUUUAUUUAGGCUAAACUCCAGCCAUUUUUUAUGUGAUUCAUAUGUAGGCAAGAAAUUAAAAUUACAUUUUUGACAGGCUUUAAAACCAUAAAAACAAAGAAUAAACAUUGGGGGGGGGGGGGUUGUUCAUGGGGGGUUGAGUUGGUCCACCGCAAGAGGGUUCUGGGUGUGUAGAGAUGCAUUUUCUUCUUGAGUCAGUAUGAGUAAUCUAAAAUUAAUAUACACUGUGUUGUCAUUAUAAUUGUGUGGUCGGAUCUGAGAUUUUGAGCUAUACAAUAUAAAUAGAAUUGAAUAUAAAAUGUUUCUUUUGAUGGCUAUCUGGAUGAUUUAUACAUUGCAUUGACUGCUGUAUAGGGUGUUGUAUUUUUACAUGUCUUGUUUCCACGGGCAGAUUGCUUUUUAAUCUCUGUGUAUUGAUUCAUUCAUUUGAUAUCAAAUGUUUAUGUUUAACUAAAUGCUUUGCAUAAUGUUUCUGAAUGUUUUUUAUGUCAUCAUAUGAAAUUAAAUCAAAACUGCUCUACUGA
Gasterosteus aculeatus aculeatus (three-spined stickleback) is the source of this 2583-nucleotide messenger RNA. RefSeq lists its product as uncharacterized. NCBI's taxonomy places the organism in Eukaryota, Metazoa, Chordata, Actinopteri, Perciformes, Gasterosteidae. The record is from RefSeq and is a predicted model, not a curated record.